Molecule: messenger RNA, 1086 nt
Organism: Pestalotiopsis fici W106-1
Lineage: Eukaryota; Fungi; Ascomycota; Sordariomycetes; Amphisphaeriales; Sporocadaceae
Product: Mannan polymerase complex subunit mnn9
Exons: 2
Coding region: 1-1086 (361 amino acids)
Biological process (GO): cell wall mannoprotein biosynthetic process; protein N-linked glycosylation
Cellular component (GO): mannan polymerase complex
Molecular function (GO): alpha-1,6-mannosyltransferase activity
Source: RefSeq, a predicted model, not a curated record
AUGGCGCGCCCUUUGGGGCCGGUUCGUAUGCGGAGGACGAACUACUUGACUUUAUUCAUCGGCGCCGUCCUCUGCCUCUUCAUCAUCUACUUUCUAUCCGCCUCGGGCUCGAGCUCGCACUCCAACACACAUAAGCAUCGCCCAGCAAAGCCUGCGCCCAAGUCGACUGUGCAGCACAUCCGGCGCGACGUGCAGCGUUUCAAUCUCAACCACAUCACCAUCACCAGCGACCCUGCCGCGAAUCGCGAGCAUGUGCUCAUCCUUACGCCAAUGGCUCGCUUCUACGAUGAGUACUGGGAGAACCUCUUGAAGCUCAACUACCCUCACGAGCUCAUCACCCUGGGCUUUAUACUGCCCAAAAACAAGGAGGGAAAUGCUGCUACAUCGGCUCUGCAGGCUGCCAUCACCAAGACCCAGAAGGGCCCCGCCAAGGAUCGAUUCCGAAGGGUCAUCAUCGAGCGACAAGACUUUGACCCCCCACUGGCAUCACAGGACGAAGCAGAGAGGCACAAGCUACAAAAUCAAAAAGAACGUCGCGCCUCCAUGUCACGGGCGCGCAAUUCGCUUCUCUUCACCACGCUCGGCCCAGACACGUCGUGGGUGCUCUGGCUCGAUUCUGACAUUAUUGAGACGCCGCAUUCCCUGAUCCAGGAUCUUGCAGCCCACGAUAAGCCGGUCAUUGUUCCGAACUGCUUCCAGAGGUUUACCGAUGACAGCGGAAACCAGGCCGAAAGAGCAUACGACUUUAACAGCUGGCAAGACAGUGUCACGGCUCAGGAGCUUGGGGCCAAGAUGGGCAAUGAUGAGCUUCUGCUCGAAGGCUACGCAGAGCUGCCAACGUACCGAACUUUGAUGGCAUAUAUGGAAUUGGAAAACAAAAAUGAUGUUCGCGCAGAGGUUGACUUGGAUGGAGUUGGAGGAACGGCCUUGAUGGUCAGAGCAGAGGUUCAUCGCGAUGGAGCAAUGUUCCCGCCAUUCCCAUUCUACCAUCUCAUUGAGACGGAGGGUUUUGCCAAGAUGGCCAAGCGGUUGGGAUAUCAGUCAACAGGUCUGCCGAAUUACAAGGUGUACCAUUACAACGAGUAG